GCAGAUCAGAAAGAAGGGGUUCCUGGUCAUACACCAGUACUACCAAGGACAGCUUUUUUCCUGCAAGGUAAAUGUUCUUCAUGUGUUUUUGUUGGUUUUAAGCGCUUGUGAUGCACUUCGGCACUGUUUCUGUGGAUUGUGGGUUUUGCCUUCAGGGGACCAGAGAUCUGAGCAUGUCACCUGAGACCUCUGUGAUUCCUGCCACUGUCUAACUGGCCAGGACAUCUGCCGCCACCUCGCGUGGCCAUCCAAGAUGGAGCACCUCGGCUCUCUGGGCUGGGUUCUUCUCAACUUAUCUGCAGUUAUCACCCCUGCCCAAAAUUAAGGUUUCUUUUUCCUUUUAAAACCAAACCAUGUUCUGGUUUAUUUCUAUUGCUCUAUUUCACGGAGGCUAUUUACUGUGAUUUUAUCUUCUUUAAAAUGUUUUCAGGAAAAGCGCGUAUUGAUAAUUUAGAUUGUAUGGCUUAUUGGCCCAAUGGGGGUAGUUUAAUUUUAGUUCCUGCGGUUCUGUUUUUCUAAAAAACUUCUUUACAGUACUUUAGUGGAUAAAUUAUCUAGAGUCAUAUGUUACUGAAUGUGAUACUGGUUAUUUGAGUGAUUUUUGGCGCCAAGGGUUUUUAAUGGGUGUGCUUUAUAACCACAUGGAAUUAGAGGUUUUCUCUUUUCCAUUUGUUCUCUAAAAAUAAAAGCAAUUUGUAUAAUGCUUAAUUGUAGUGUUUUUGUAGGAUUGUCUGAAUUAUUUGUUAUGCUUAUGACCAUAUCAAUGAAUAUUCACUCAAAUUCUGGGAGAAAGGCUUUUAUCUACAAUAGAAAUUUUUACACAGUUGAUAUGGGAUAUUUAUUUCAGAAACUGCCCAAACAUAGACACUUUGGAUUUUGUAGUAUAAGCUUUUACUUAAUUACCACUAUCACAUAACACUAAGAACCAUUGACAAAUGAUAACUAUAAAAGCCAUUCAGACUGGAAAUGCGAACAUUAAUCAGGAUGUUUAUCAAAACCGAACUUUUCUUUUACACAGCAACUUGUUUUCUAAAAUUACUCUGUCAGAACUAUCAGUAAGCAAAUAAAGGUGGCUUAUCCACACACAUCUUGAUUUUGAAUUUACAUACAUUUGUCAUAAGUUUGGUUUCUAUUAAGUAUAAUUGUUUAAAGAAUGUCUGUGUAGACAAAUUUGAAUAGAAUUAAUCAUUUACCUAUAAAUGUGAAUUUCUGGAAACUGCAAAAUGUGACCACCAAUGUUACUUUGCACAUCUCACCUGAAUAGUUUCAAACAAGCAAAAAUGUGAAACUGAGAUAAGAGGGACUUGAACCCCGUAAAAGAACAGACUAAAAAUAUGUUGUGUCUUAUUUUAAGUAAAACUAUUAAUGAGAAUAAAAUAAAUUCGAAUGUGAAGGAAUGUCAGUAUUUUUCUUAUAUUUACGAAGGAAUAAAAAAGAACUAUGCGAAAGUUAAUUCAAAAUAUAAAGGUCCCCUGUUUAAAGUUAAGUUUACAUUGCUAAAGCAUCAACCCCAUAUGUUACAAAGAUAUUCCUCUUCAUUCUAGCUCACCCCCAGGAACAUCAGGGGAAAAAUCUUCUAGGUCUUGCCCUUUGAACAAGCACUGCUGUGGUGGGAUGGAGUUGUGCCUAGGAGGACAUUUCCUUAGCAAUCCCAGAGACCCUUUUCUUUGUAGCAUUUAAAUUUUUGUCUCUUUUGUAAAUUAUGCCUUGAAACAAUUGGUAAUUUGGGAAACAAUUUCAGUGCUUUAACUUCAUUUAUAAUUCUAUCUCUGAACCCUUUGGGGAAGGGAAGACCAACAAGUAAAGUCUCAUUUACUUGUUGUUAAAGUACCAUUUAACUUGGAGAGGACAGGAAAUUAAUAAUAGCACUCAAUAAUUAUGAGCACGUAGUGUAAGCAGCUACUCUUUAUGCAUUACCUCGUUUAAUCCUCUCAGCUACCUUUAGAGAUAAGGAAUGGGCUAGAUAAUUGAAGGAACCGGCCAUAGGUCACUGGGCAGUUGGGGUGGGGGGCAGUAGAUGGCCAGGAUUUCAGGCUCCUACUGACUGUGUGUGUUACAGAUCCUCCCUUCCAGGCCAGCAUAUUUUUCUCAGAGGUAGGUGAUUAUAGACUUUUAUUACUGAAGCUAGCUAACAAGAUCUUGGCACUCACAGUUUUAAGAGAGAAUAAAAGAGAGAGAGCAAGAGAAAGAAGAGAGAGAGAGAGAGAAGAAAAACUUUGUAAUAAAUUUACAAACAUUUUUAUUUUUAUAAAUAAGAGAUACCAUUGCAGGUUUUAUAUAAUAAUGGGCUGAAGAACUAUUUUUAAAUUAAUGCAUAAUUUUACUAAAGAAUUGUGUGCCUUUACAAACUUGCCUCGACCCACUUCCCCAAUCUUAUUUCUUGUCACUUCCUUCUGUUCAACCUCCCACUACCCCAUCCCCUCCCCCGCCACUGCUAACCCACAUUUUGGUGCACCAGACCACAAGCCACCAGAAAGUUCCAUUCUCUUUCACCUUUUUUCACUGCAACUGUUUCUUUAAUUGCAUUCUUCUUUAUUUUUAAAACUUCUGAUCAUUUUUCAAGGCGGACUUCAAGAAACAUACCCUUUUGGAGGCCUUCCCAUCUUCUCCCUGCCCCCACUAAAUGUUUCUUUGGUGUGCAUUUGCUCAAUGCUUUGAUCUUGGAGUAAGUAUAACAUUAAUCACAUUGUCUUAGUUUCAAGUACUUAUUUGCUGACAGACCUGAGCUCCUUCUCCAUCUUUCCUGGCACAUGUAGAUACUAAAGGCAUUUAUUGAAUUGAAAAUUUGUCACAAGUAUUUUUUUUCUCAGCUUCUUACAUACGCAUGAAAGACUUUGAUUGUACUUAUUAACUUAAUAUUUACUGAGUUUCCAUUUAUUGCUAUGAAUGAAGAUGCAACAAUAAUAUAAUAUUUUGCAUUCUACCAUGUUUCAGCUUUACCGAAGCCCUAGUCUCAUUUUAGCUUCAAAGUAUCAUAUAGACAUUGACCUCAAGAAAUUUAAAAAAUUGUACAAUGACUAACAAACAGGGAAAAUUACAAUCUCAUUUUUUUAGUAUAAAUACAUUGGUUGGGCCAAAACUUAGCUACCCUUGCCAAAACUAUAUACCCAAUAAUGGGCCUCUUUGAUGACAAAGAACACAAGGGCAGUUGUUAACUUUUACUUAGUCACUUUGGAUUAUUCUCAGAAAAUUCUCAAGUCAACUUCUCCUUGUUACCUAAAGAGUACAGGCCCUUCUGUGUAUACAGGAGAGAUGGCAAGCAACUUUUAAAAUCAGCUUAGGUAAAAUAAAAUUAAGAAAUCUGCUUAUAAGGUUAUACUUAUGAAGAGUCAAACACUUAUAAAAUAAGAUUAUAAAGGCUUGGACUUUAUUACUAAUAGUAGAUUUUAUAGUAGAGUGACAUUAUUUCAGUUAAUCUAAUUUUCUUCCUAGUGUUUUUUUAUCUGCUAGUUUCCCAACUUACAGAUAUCAAAUGAAAUGAUACUAUUUCAUCUGUAUACUGAACACUGCAGAAAUAAACAUUAGAAUUAGGACACAUCAAAAUAUAAAACUAAUCAGUGUCCACAGAUUUGAAGAGUUUCAAGUGUUCCUAUUUUGCCAGAUGGAAGCGCACUCCUUAAAAAAGUGUUAAUGUUCUACAGGGUCUUCAUUUUGAGGCUCUCGGAAGUCACCUCCUGAUUAGAUGUUGGUUUCCUAGGGAUAUCUCCCUAUAGCUGCUGUGGCCGUGGUGUUCCCCAGAUGGCAUCUCCUUGUUGCUUUCCUCAGUUCCCUUCUGAUCCAACUUCCUGCCUUAUACUAUUGACUGUUCCUGUUGUUUUGGUUUGUCAGUUUCAAUGCUUACAUCAGUCUGCCCAGAAAUUGCAUAACUGCUCCAUCUUGUAAGAUAUCGGUGGGGGAUGGGGGGGAGUGGAAGGCGCUUCAAUUAAUCAUCCUAAUAAUAACGUUAAUACUUACAUUGAAUCAGGUGUUUUUCUAAGUGCUUUAACCCUAUGAAAGCAUUUAGUUGUCAUACAGUCCUGUGAGGUAGUGUCUGGUGUCCUCUUCAUAUUUGAAGGCAAGUUCAUUCAUUCACGUAUUUUAUUUAAUUUUCUACAAUUGGAUCAAUUUUGUCUUAACUGUUGAAUUUCAAGGCAACUUCCUGGAAUAAACAGGUAGCAAACCAUGGUGCUUAUUUGUAACUAAGCCCUCAAGUUGAGCUCAAAUAAUCAUAAUACUUCCCCAAAUAAAUGCAUCUAUAUGAUAAGUGCUUUUAUAAACAAAUUAUUCUGUGUCAUCAUAUCAUCAUCAUCAUCAUUAUCAUCACCAUCAGCAGCAGCAGCAGCAGCAACAGCAUCAGUAGUCAGCCCCUCUGUACACUUGACUGAGUAGAAGUUGGUUGUUAACAAUUACAGGCCUCUGCAUGGGUCACAAAACAUGAUCUCCACCCUCAAAAACUUUAAAAGGUUCUUAGUCUUUUGUUUGUUUGUUUGUUUGUUUUUUGAGACAGAGUUUCACUCUGUCGCCCAGGCUGGAGUGCAGUGGCGCGAUCUCGGCUCACUGAAACCUCUGCCUCCUGGCUCACCCAGGCUGGAGUACAGUUGCGUGAUCUCGGCUUACUGAAACCUCCGCCUCCUGGGUUCAAGCGAUUCUCCUGCCUCAGCCUCCCGAGUAGCUGGGACUACAGGCGCCCACCACCACGCCCGGCUAAUUUUUUGUAUUUUUAGUAGAGACGGGUUUCACCUUGUUAGCCAGGACGGUCUCGAUCUCCUGACCUCGUGAUCUGCCUGCCUCGGCCUCCCAAAGUGCUGGGAUUACAGGCGUGAGCCACCGCGCCCGGCCUUUAAAGUUUAGAAUAAUUUUAGUCAAGUGGCAUUCACAUUUUCUAGUCUGUUGUGACUGAUAGACAUGAAUAGAUUAAACAUUCUACUUUUUAUACCCAAGUACACAUAUCUAUGAUUGUAUAGUAAUGGCCAAAUAUAAGUGUCCUAAAAACUGAGAAAGAAUGAAACAUUGCUUUAAAUGUUAGUGGAAGAAGAGAGGUAAAAGUGAACCACUUACUGGGUUUAAGUAAGUUUUGCUCAACUUCAGAGCCAUGGCUGUGUCAGCCCCACUUGCAAGUACAAGGAGCCUGUUACUCAAAGAUGGUCAGUUGUUCUUUCUGGCGGAAGGAAAAGCUAUGUUAAAUUGGGGAACUAGCAAACCCACAGUUCUGUGGUUGCAGCAUUGAUUCUUAUUUCAGCAUCUGUUACAUGGACAGAAGGGAGGGUCUCCCUCCCUCUCUCUCUCUCGCUCUCUCACACACACACACACACACACACACACAAAUAAACACACAUACACGGAAACACACACACACACUCACUCACACACUCCUUCUUGACUGGAUAAGCUAAAGUGAAAAAGAGAUUAUGUUUUCCAUAGCAGAAAAGCUGACACCAAAUUCAGCAAGCAGAUUAAUUAUGCAUGUGAAUUGCAAUCUCCCAGAUAAUUUGCUUUCCUUCUUUUUCUGGUUGCACUUUCUAGAGGGAAGUGAAUUAAUGGAACAAUUACCUUGUAUUUAAAUAAUACCCUGCAUUUUGUUUCCUCAGUCUGGUAGUAGUCACUAAAAUUUAUCCAAGCUAUGUAUCCAAAUGUGUGAAGUAAAAGGAUACACAAAUGUUAUUUGUAUAAAAUUUGCAUAUUUUCCCUAUUCAGCAUUCCUUAGGCAAAGUUUAAAAUUAGAAGUGGAUCUUUAUUAACCUCAGGUGCAACUUUUUUUCCAUAAAAACCUUUUAUAAUAAUUCAUGAGAUUAUAAUAGAUGUGUGUGCAUUCAAUAUAGCUUCCAUCCUGAAAAUGUUUUUUCAGUUUUUAUUUAUUUUUAAAUUGACAUAUAACGGUAUGUAUUUAUGGGGUACCUAGUAAUGUUUCAAUACAUACAAUGUCUAGUGAUGAGAUCAGGGUAAUCAGCAUAUCCAUCAUCUCAAACAUUUUUUAUUUCUUGUGCUGGAAACAUUCAAUCGCCUCUCUUCUAGCCAUUUUAAAACUAUGUACUGUUAACUAUAGUUAUCCUAUAGUGCUAUAGAACAUGAGAGCUUAUUCCUCCUGUCUAGCUAUAAUUUUGUAUCUAAACAAAUCUCUCCUAUCCUCCACCUUCCCCCUACCCUUCCCAGCCUCUAGUAAUCUCAGGUGUAACAUUUAAAAAGUAGAUCCUUUGUACCUCCUUGACAUCAUCUGCUCAUAUCACCCUCACCAGAAAGGCCAGCUUGAACAAAGAAGAGUGGGAUAUAAAUUCUUUAUAGAGAAAGCUAGGUAAUAGGUGCAAAGUGGGAGUAAGGAAAAAAGAGAAGAUCAUGCCUGUAGUUUUGCACUGUUGAGCACUCUUUUGUCAUCUUAAAAAUGCGAACUGAACUUCCCCCACUGUUUCUAAUGCUUUAUAAACAGUUUUAAAGUUUCCCUUUGAAAAUAUGGAAUAUGGUAGGCACCUUGGAAAACUUUGGAUUUUUUCCUUUUCUUGCUGUCAUUCAUGUUGGGACUGUUCCUCAAAAUAUCAUGGAUUCUGUUUCUUUUCUGUGACCACUGAGAAUGACAGUUGUGAUACUUCAUCUACCUGGUGAUGUUCACACAGUUUUUCUCCUCCCUCCGUACCCACCCUACUGUUCACUGCACGCAGUUCUUCCUCCAGUACCAUAUCUCCAGUACCAGUUCUUUAAAGCUGAGUGUCUGCAGCUCCCAGGCACAAAAGAGGCAAAUGUGGUAUAAAGAAAGGGGAGCAAAGGUAGAGACAGAUUUGGAUUUAUAUUCUGGGCUCUUGGUAAAUGUGGAGGCUGAGCAAGUCUCUGGAGCCUCUGAAGUUCAGUUUCCUCAUCUAUAAAAUCAGGCAAGUGCUAUCUACUCGCUAGGUGUGAUGUGGGUUAUUUUCCCCUUCCAUUUUCCCAUGUUGUCGUCUAGGUAGAUAUGGAGCAUAUCUACUCCACCCAGCGUCACCACUGACUUACUGAGCCCCUAAUAUUUACUAGGCAUCAUGCCAAACGCUUGAAAGAUAAUUACUCUUUUAUUUUCAUACAUAGCUAGGUAAAGUUGUUAUUAAUUAUAUCCUUAUUCCAGAUGACCAAGCUGAGGUUCAGGGAGGGUUAAGUGACUUGUCUGGGGUCACAGAACCAGUAACUGGCAGAGUCAAGAUUCACACCUUUCCUCUCUCUCAUUUUAUGUUGGCAGUUUCUUAAAAGUAUAAUCCAUGUCUAUUUAAACUGUUUUGUAUCUUCUAACAUGAUCCACUAGUUGCUUCCUGAUAAUAUGUCUAUAUACUUUUUUGUGUUUCCAUGAUUAUUGAAUGAUUAUUUGUAAUUCCACAUUUUCUUUCUUUUUUCUUUUUUUUUUUUUUUUUGAAGAUGGAGUUUUCGCUCUUGUUGCCCAGGCACAAUCUUAGCUCACUGCAACUUCCGCCUACUGGGUUCAAGAGAUUCUCCUGCCUCAGCCUCCUGAGUAGCUGGGAUUACAGGCACACACCACCACGCUCAGCUAAUGUUUUUGUAUUUUUAGUAGAGACAGGGUUUCACCACAUUGGCCAGGCUGGUCUUGAACUCCUGACCUCAGGCGAUCCCCCUACUUCGGCCUCCCAAAGUUCUGGGAUUACAAGUGUGAGUCACUGCACCCGGCCUAUAAUUCCACAUGUUCUAUCAGGAAGAGAUCCCAAGUCUCCUUUUGUUAGGUCGGCUGGUAUACCAAACAUAUUUGAGAAAUAAAUAUAAAUGCUUGAGGAUUUUAUGGUGGGAAGUCUUUAAAAUAAUAGCUGUGAAGAUAUUAGAUUAGGCUAUUUAGGCACUUAAAAUUUUGAUAAAAGAAAUGUUAUACAUAUUCCAUUGUACGUUGGUAUUGGUAAAUAUUUACCAACUAAACUGUAACUUUUAAAAAAAAUGAAGAUAAAGAGAGCCCAUCAAAUUAAUACAAAUUUCCUGUCUCAAUUUAUCUGUAACUUCUCCUUUUGUUUUUUUCUGCAAAUAAGCUUGUCAUUAGAGAUUCUAAAAUCCAAGAAGCCUAUUGAGAAUGAGAUCACAUUAUUACAAAUAAAUAGAAGUUUCUGUUAUCAUUGCUUGUAUACAAAUGUCUGCUGUACAUUGUCUCACUGUUUUUCAGCUCAGACUACAAUGGUAAAAAUGCCUGGAGAAUUAGAGAGUGGAGAGGAGGUAGAGUGUAGUGCAGGAUAACAGAAUCAGUUCUGAGCAUUGGUGCAUCUGACAGAGAGGAGAUGUUGCCCAGUGGUCCUCAUCACAGAUGCCCAGAGAUCUCUUUUCUUUUCAUGGCUCAUAGUGUAUGUGGUUGGGCUUUUCUUAAGAUUGCUGUACAUUUUUCCACUCUGGCCAUACUUCCUCAACUGUUAGAAGGUACUUUCCACUGUCAGUACUCAGGCAAGGCAAAGCCCGGAGCCCCUUCACCACUCAGGAUGAGCUAAUACCAAUGCUGUUGGCUUUGGGUUGGUAUCAUGUACCAGUUCUGCAAUACCUGACUUCAAGGACUCCGAAUAAGAAAUGUGGUACCAAAGCCAAAAUAAGCCAGACUGAGAACAUUAAAACAUAGAGCAUGGAUGUGAGAUCUAGAUUUACACCCACACAAAACACAUAGUAUACAACACAACUAAUCUUUGCUUUUAAGUUGCGACUUGACAAUAUUUCCUACAGUUUAUACUAGAAAUUGGGAUUUGUUCUCCAAGAUAAUUUUGCAAAAGUUCUAGUUCUUUUACAUUUUCUUUUAACUUCCUCUGUUCCUUCCCUUUUCCUUCUUUCUUUCCUUCCUCUCUUCCUCUCUUUCUCCCUUCAGUCACCAGGCACUGUUGUAUAUAUUUUAAACACUCUGUCUCACCUAAUCCUAAUGCUGCCCUAUGAAAUGAACGGUGUGAUUGCAUUAUUAGCACCCCUUCUUUAAAGAUGAAGAAACUGAGGCUCGGAAAAUUUAAGUAACACAUUCAAAUACACACAGCAAAAAAUAGUUGAGUCAGAAAAUUCAGCAUUUCACCAUACCAUGUCACUGCCUAGUUGAUUCAUUUUAAAAACAAUAUAUAAUGAUCCUAAUUUCAUAAAGGAAGCGAGGAACAUUAGCUUUUGUUUGGAAUGCCUUUACAUGGGUGUAUCCCUGUAUCCUAGAUCCACACAUCUAAGAAGUAAAGCACAUUUCAUGGACCGUGCAUCUCAAAGGUUUUUUAAAUAAAACUUUAGGUUCUUAAAAUGCCAACUGACUUGUGUUUUUCCCACGCAUUGCUUCGACCAAACUAAGACUCCAGAGGUUCCACUUACUUCUCUUUUUGGACCAGUCACUGACUUACUUUGAGACUUUGGGGAGUGACUUCACCCUCCAGGGCCCCUAUUUCCCCAUUCUAACAUGUUCAGUUCCCUCCUGUCUUUGCAGUAUUUUCUAAAUGGGAGAUAAUGACAUAAGGAGAAAGCUAUGCACACACAAACCAAAAUGGUUUCCGGGCAGAAUUAUUUUGUUGUUUGUAUUCACAUUACCUGUGGUGAGUGGAGUAUAGCCUGCAUCACCGAGGUUUUGCCUCUAGAAACAAGAGCUAGUGAGAACGAGCAGCACGCUGACACCACCUCACCAACCUCUCAUCCUGGAGGUCUCCUCCUGCAUCCCUGUCUGUAGCCACACCCAACCUGCCACAGCUUCCUGUGUGUGCUUUUGCUUUGCACUUUGUAGAGCUAUUUUCUCUUUCUUUUCUUUUCUUUCUUCCUUUUUUUUAAUGUAAUGGAGCCUUGCUCUGUGGCCCAGACUGGAGUGCAAUGGCGUGAUCUCAGCUCACUGCAACCUCUGCCUCCCGGGUUCAAGUGAUUCUCCUGCCUCAGCCUCAUGAGUAGCUGGGAUUACAGGCACCCAUCACCAUGCCUGGCUAAUUUUUGUAUUUUUAGUAGAGAUGGGUUUUCACCAUGUUGGCCAGGCUGGUUUUGAACUCCUGACCUCAGGUGAUCCACCCAUCUCAGCCUCCCAAAGUACAGGGAUUACAGGCGUGAGCCACCAUGCCUCGCCCUGCAGAGCUAUUUUCUCUGCCUGAAAUGCCCUUUUCUAUUUUGUCUGUUUGGAAAACUACUGGUUCCCUAAGACUUAGCUCAGUGGGCAACAUCACCUUCUCUGGAAAACCUUCUUUUGCCUUCCCAGGCAGAGUUAAAUACAGUUGUUCCAUGGUAUCCACAGGGCACUGGUUCCAGUAACCCCCUCGGUACUAAAAUCCAUACAUACUCAAGUCCUGCAGUCAGCCCUGUGGUACCCACAUGUACGAAAAGUUGGCCCUUGGUCGCCCUGAGUUUCGCAUUCUGCGAAUACUUGUAUUUUCCAUCCACAUUUGGUUGCAGAUGCUGACCCUGAGGACAAUGAGGGCUGACUGUAUUGAAGAAAAUUGCGUAUAAUUGGACGCACACCAUUGAAACCUGUGUUGUUCAUAGGUCCACUGCACUUCAUUCUCUGUGCUCCUGUAGCUCCAUGCAAAUAAUAUCUUUAAAAUAUUCAUAUUAGUGUAGUCUUGCAUUUGCGUGACUAUUUUGUUUACUGGACUGUGUGCCCCUCAGGAGCAAGGAUUCUCUGCUGUUCAUCUUGGUAUCUUUAGUACUUAGGACAAGGUAUGUGCUUUAUUAAAUGUGAGUGAAUGACUGAGGUGUGGAGGCCACGGGCAAAGAGGACCCUUUUCUCCACCAGUGGCAGGGGGGACACAGGCAGAAAAGAUCAAGCCUGGUUGUGUUCUUGCUCUUCUUAAUACUUCCUUUAAAGAUGUUGAGAAACCGAAGACACAUUUAGAACUUCCCUAAAGAGCCUAGGAAGGGCCCAGUCCUAAGUAAAACCUUGCAGAAAUAUGUGUUUCCCUAAUUAACAUGAGGUCAGAGCUUUGACCUUCAAGGGCAACCCCAAAGGAUGGCAGGGAAACUCGAGAUACAGGAAUCCCAUAGCCAGAAAUGAUAGGAAAGGCAGGAGGCCACUCCAGUUUAUAGCUGUGCGACCCUGGGCCAGCUAUUUAAACCUCAGUUUCCUCAAAGUGGGAAUCAUAGUAAUACCCUAUAGGAUUGUGGUGAGAAUUAAAUGUGAAUGCAUGUAAAACAUUUAGCACUGAGUUAACCACUCAUUAAUGUUAACGGCUAUUAUUACUGACCAACUGGUCUUUUCAUUUGUUCUUUAGCUAUUUGCCCUUUCUCUGACUCCAAAUAGAUAGGCUUUCUAUAGAGAGAGCAUGGAGUCUCUGAUGAAUGAAGAAAAAAACAGACUGAUCUUUAAGCAAUCUCCUACUGCUCUGUUGAAAUCUAGGUCAAAUGUCACUUCCUCUAGGGGGCCGCCUUUGGCUCUCCAGGGGAGAGCUAUUUUUUCCCUCUUCCUGUGGAUCUAAAAAGUUUCGCUGUAUUCUAGUUACUGUGUCUCUCUCCCCUACUCAACAGGCCAAAGCCACGUCUGUGUGUUCUCAGCAUCUAACACAGGACCUGGCAUAUAGUAGGUGUUUGGCAGAUGUCUAUUGAAGGAAGAAAUUUACAAAUGUAUGAAUUUUUUUAGUGACAGACAUUUAGAAUUACUGGGGGAUGAAUAGCAUUGUUCAGAUAGUGAGACGCAAAUUACAUGCAGGUAAAUGCUAGCACCUAUAUUUCCAGCUUGCUCCUUGGUACACCGCAUAUGUGCAUCCCAGGUGGGUUUGCCCCUCAUUCAGUCACUGCUCUGUCUCCAAGGUUCCUUUCCCUCCCACCUCAGCAGCGCUCAGCUUACAAGCAGGCCCUACAGAGUUGGAUAGAGACCCACUGCCAAGCAUUACCGGCAGCCAGCAGGUUUUACAGCAACAGUGCCAAGAAGCCCAGCCUCAGGAUCUGCAAUCUCAGACAGAAUCGCUUUUGCGGCUGGCAAGGUAGGGCUAGGCAGCAGGCACAGGUGCCAUUUCACAGACUACCUCGGGCCAGCAGCUGCCCUUUAGACACCAAAUUAACUCACCAAAGUUGUCUUUCCAGCAAAGUGGUUUAAUGUGAAUUUGAAGCAUUUAGUAGCCUUGUUUUGGGUGUCUGUACCUUUCAGUGGAUGGGAUUGUCUAAGUAUGUACACAAGAAUAUUAUUGUUAAAUUCCUCAAAGAAGGUGAUAGGGGACUUUUCAAGUCCUGUAUACCAUUAGGUUAUGGAUUGUUUUGUUCAUGUACACAGCUCAUUUACUGAGUACCUCACAUGGGCCAGACACUAAUCUGCUAGGAGAGAUGAAUGGUAACAGGGACCACACUACAGAGAUCUGGACCAAAGCUCAGAGGAAGGGCUCACUGAUUCUCCCCAGCCUCCAGAACAGGAUGCCUGAAACCAUGAUGAUUGUUGCGAUAAGUCUGAGGGUGUCAUUUUAUUAUUGAUCUAUGAAUUUGGCUGUCUUGUCUUUUGAACAUUUCAUCUCGUGGUGAGUUGUUUUAAUUGGGUUUGCUCUUUGGUUGCUAAGGAAAUUUGGAGGGCCUUAGUGCAAGGUCAAGAAUCAAUGUACAACAAGGUGUGGUGGUGCACGCCUGUAGUCCUAGCUACUUGGGAGGCUGAGGCAGGAGGGUGGCUUGAGUCCAGGAGUUCUGGGCUGUAGUGUGCCAUGUCAAUUGGGUGUCAGCACUAAGUUUGGCAUCAAUAUGGGAGCAGGGGACCACUAGGUUGUUUAAGGAGGAGUGGGUGCACUGGCUCACACCAGAAAUGGAGCAGGUCAAAACUCCUGUGCUGAUCAGUAGUGGGAUCACACCUGUGAAGAGCCACUGCACUCCUGCCUAGGCAACAUAGUGAGAUCUGUCUCUUUAAGGAAAAAAAAUAGAAUAAAUGUAUAGAGACAAAUGCAGGGGGUAAGAAUCAUCGUGACCUAGAAGAUGCCAGUGUACACAAUAUUUGUAUGUGAUUUGGCACAUGUUAAUUGCAGCCUAAACCUGAACAGUGCCUUUGCCAUACCUAGAAAAAUUCCCCUUCAUGUACAAGAAACAUACAUGAAAUUAUAUUCGUAAGACAUUUGAAAUCUUGGGGGAUUGUUCUUACUAUAUGUGAAGAAGGUCUUAAUUAAAGAGAAGAGUCCUAUCUUAGGGUUUAAAACUUAUUAAAGAGGAAAGAAGAGAAAUAAGGAGGCCUGGACUCUGGUCCCAGCCACACCUCCAAUAAGCUCUGUGAUGUUAGGCAUGUCCUUUAACUUGGGUGUCAUUUCAUGCCUCUGUGACAGGGGAGUGGCCAGAUAGAUCAUCUCUAAGAUCCCUCCACCUCUACAUUCUAUGACUGCUAUUCUUACUACAUUCAUUCUAUAAGGAAGUUGGCAUAGACCCAGAAGAUAGCAAAGAAAACUAUGAAAGAUUUGGAGAAUAAGCCCUAAAAAAGCAGGUUACAAGAAUAUAAAGAGACCAAGGCAUGUGAUGGAAUCUUUAUGAAUUGAACAGCUCCUGUUAUUUCCUCUGAGAAUAGCCCAAGAGAGACCUUCAAUCGUAUCAGAAAAGAUUUAGGUUACAAAGUAGGGAUAUGAGACACCAGAGAGGUUGUAGGAUUUCCUUAUUUGGAUAUUUUUAACAAAAUAGUAGAUGACUCUCUUUCUGGGACAGUUUGAGUACCGUCUUGCCUAGAAACUAGGAGUGAACUGGAUCAACGUGUCUUAAGCUGUGUGUGGUAACAUCCCAUAAAACAGGUCUCACGUGCUGCUCUGGGAACUUCCCUGAUCUGUGCGGGGGCAGUCCAGCAGCUAGGCAGCUGAGCAGAGCGCAUCUGCCUGGGGCCAGUGAGGAGAAUGCAUCUAGACAGAGCUUUUCGUGCUGCUGAGAUCUGUUACCUAAAGCAAUAAAAAAUGGCCAGAGGAUCAGUGUCCGAUGAGGAAAUGAUGGAGCUCAGAGAAGCUUUUGCCAAAGUUGAUACUGAUGGCAAUGGAUACAUCAGCUUCAAUGAGUUGAAUGACUUGUUCAAGGCUGCUUGCUUGCCUUUGCCUGGGUAUAGAGUACGAGAAAUUACAGAAAACCUGAUGGCUACAGGUGAUCUGGACCAAGAUGGAAGGAUCAGCUUUGAUGAGUUUAUCAAGAUUUUCCAUGGCCUAAAAAGCACAGAUGUUGCCAAGACCUUUAGAAAAGCAAUCAAUAAGAAGGAAGGGAUUUGUGCAAUCGGUGGUACUUCAGAGCAGUCUAGCGUUGGCACCCAACACUCCUAUUCAGAGGAAGAAAAGUAUGCCUUUGUCAACUGGAUAAACAAAGCCCUGGAAAAUGAUCCUGAUUGUCGGCAUGUCAUCCCAAUGAACCCAAACACGAAUGAUCUCUUUAAUGCUGUUGGAGAUGGCAUUGUCCUUUGUAAAAUGAUCAACCUGUCAGUGCCAGACACAAUUGAUGAAAGAACAAUCAACAAAAAGAAGCUAACCCCUUUCACCAUUCAGGAAAAUCUGAACUUGGCUCUGAACUCUGCCUCAGCCAUCGGGUGCCAUGUGGUCAACAUAGGGGCUGAGGACCUGAAGGAGGGGAAGCCUUAUCUGGUCCUGGGACUUCUGUGGCAAGUCAUCAAGAUUGGGUUGUUUGCUGACAUUGAACUCAGCAGAAAUGAAGCUCUGAUUGCUCUUUUGAGAGAAGGUGAGAGCCUGGAGGAUUUGAUGAAACUCUCCCCUGAAGAGCUCUUGCUGAGGUGGGCUAAUUACCACCUGGAAAAUGCAGGCUGCAACAAAAUUGGCAACUUCAGUACUGACAUCAAGGACUCAAAAGCUUAUUACCACCUGCUUGAGCAGGUGGCUCCAAAAGGAGAUGAAGAAGGUGUUCCUGCUGUUGUUAUUGACAUGUCAGGACUGCGGGAGAAGGAUGACAUCCAGAGGGCAGAAUGCAUGCUGCAGCAGGCGGAGAGGCUGGGCUGCCGGCAGUUUGUCACAGCCACAGAUGUUGUCCGAGGGAACCCCAAGUUGAACUUGGCUUUUAUUGCCAACCUCUUUAACAGAUACCCUGCCCUGCACAAACCAGAGAACCAGGACAUUGACUGGGGGGCUCUUGAAGGUGAGACGAGAGAAGAGCGGACAUUUAGGAACUGGAUGAACUCCCUGGGUGUUAACCCUCGAGUCAAUCAUUUGUACAGUGACUUAUCAGAUGCCCUGGUCAUCUUCCAGCUCUAUGAAAAGAUCAAAGUUCCUGUUGACUGGAACAGAGUAAACAAACCGCCAUACCCCAAACUGGGAGGCAAUAUGAAGAAGCUUGAGAAUUGUAACUACGCGGUAGAAUUGGGGAAGAAUCAAGCGAAGUUCUCCCUGGUUGGCAUCGGUGGACAAGAUCUCAAUGAAGGAAACCGCACUCUCACACUGGCCUUGAUUUGGCAGCUAAUGAGAAGGUAUACACUGAAUAUCCUCGAAGAAAUUGGUGGUGGCCAGAAGGUCAAUGAUGACAUUAUUGUCAACUGGGUGAAUGAAACAUUGAGGGAAGCAAAGAAAAGUUCAUCCAUCUCUAGUUUCAAGGACCCGAAGAUUAGUACAAGUCUGCCUGUUCUGGACCUCAUCGAUGCCAUCCAACCAGGUUCCAUUAACUAUGACCUUCUGAAGACAGAAAAUCUGAAUGAUGAUGAGAAACUCAACAAUGCAAAAUAUGCCAUCUCUAUGGCCCGAAAAAUUGGAGCAAGAGUGUAUGCCCUGCCAGAAGACCUGGUUGAAGUGAACCCCAAAAUGGUCAUGACCGUGUUUGCCUGCCUCAUGGGGAAAGGAAUGAAGAGGGUGUGAGGCCCAAUGGGGCUGGGUGGGAGGCGGUGCACUCACUCCUGACUGCCCGGCACAGAUGCUCCAGGGAUGAUUCAAGCCAUUCCAAAGUUCAACUUGGUGACACUCUAUAAGAUUCCAAAAAGCACAUAUUAGUGCAGCCAAGUAGCCUCUCCUGUAUUUAACAAAAAGUGCUUCAUUCUUUGCAGGAGGCCCAACCUCCUAUAUAUAGGUUUCUAUUCUUGAUUUAUUUGCUUCUUCGAAAAUCUAGAGGAAAAGAAAGAAGUUAUUUUCCAGGUACCCUUCUCGCUUUUGCCAUUAGCCAAGGAUAGAAGCUGCAGUGGUAUUAAUUUUGAUAUAAUCUUUCAAACCAGCUUCAUGUGGCUUCCCUUUUCUUUGUUCAAGAUGAGGGCCAGGAGGGGAAACAUCACACCUGCCCUAAACCCUGUUCCUGGAGGUCAGCAUUUGAUCUGUUGCAAGCCCCUCUUUCUGUCCCCUCUUCCUACCCUGCCUCCCUUGACUUUGCUCCUCACACUUUUGGAACCAUGCCUUCCGGGGGGGCCCAUCUCUUCUGGCCGUCCUUGUCUCUGGGCCACUUGGAGUGUGUGAUAAAUCAGUCAAGCUGUUGAAGUCUCAGGAGUCUCUGGUAGCCUGCAGAAGUAAGCCUCAUCAUCAGAGCCUUUCCUCAAAACUGGAGUCCCAAAUGUCAUCAGGUUUUGUUUUUUUUCAGCCACUAAGAACCCCUCUGCUUUUAACUCUAGAAUUUGGGCUUGGACCAGAUCUAACAUCUUGAAUACUCUGCCCUCUAGAGCCUUCAGCCUUAAUGGAAGGUUGGAUCCAAGGAGGGUGUAAUGGAGCAUCAAGCCACUCGGCGGCAGCAUGGAGCUAUAACUAAGCAUCCUUUAGGGUUCUGCCUCUCCAGGCAUUUAGCCCUCACAUUAGAUCUAGUUACUGUGGUAUGGCUAAUACCUGUCAACAUUUGGAGGCAAUCCUACCUUGCUUUUGCUUCUAGAGCUUAGCAUAUCUGAUUGUUGUCAGGCCAUAUUAUCAAUGUUUACUUUUUUGGUACUAUAAAAGCUUUCUGCCACCCCUAAACUCCAGGGGGGACAAUAUGUGCCAAUCAAUAGCACCCCUACUCACAUACACACACACCUAGCCAGCUGUCAAGGGCAGAAUGAAUCUAUGCUGGAUAAGAAAUGGUGGAACUGCGUUAUGAAGAGCUAAUUUACUGGACAAAGAAUUCCAAAGCAAAACCAGAACAGUAUGAAUUUGAGCAGGUCUCAUAGGUUGAGCAAUUUCCCCCUAAACCAACUGAAGGCUAAAAAGCAACAGGCCAUUGUGAACCAAUGCAAGACGCCCUCUAUCAUGGUGAAAAGCUCCAUCAAUGAGGUAUCUUCUUUAGUGGUGGUAUGUAAUGGAACUUAGCCAUUUUUCAAAGCAAUUGAAAUGCAUUGCUCUGGAUCUGUUCCUUGGCAGUGGACUCAGAAAGCCAACAUGUGGCUCCUCCCAGCCCAUAACCAGUAUUUUUGCUGCUUCUGAAUACAAAUUGGUUGGUUUUGACUUCAGAUUGAACUUACUGUAGCCUCAGAUGAUUUCCCCCCUCCGCCUCCAGGAAGAAAGAAUGUUACUGCCUUAAUAAAAAAUGAAAAGAGAAUGAUGCUCAAAAUCUUUCCAAAUAAAAUGUUCCCUAUA
Molecule: messenger RNA, 17291 nt
Organism: Homo sapiens (human)
Lineage: Eukaryota; Metazoa; Chordata; Mammalia; Primates; Hominidae
Gene: LCP1
Product: lymphocyte cytosolic protein 1
Exons: 16
Coding region: 13740-15623 (627 amino acids)
Biological process (GO): actin filament bundle assembly
Cellular component (GO): cytoskeleton; anchoring junction; ruffle membrane
Molecular function (GO): calcium ion binding; actin filament binding
Source: RefSeq, a predicted model, not a curated record